AGAUUCAGAUCGUGUUCCGUUAGCAUGAGUACAUAUUUAAAUGGUGGAUUUGUAAGAAAAGAAGGCGACAUCCGUAUGAUUUGAAGUUAAAGCGCUGUAGAUUCAUUUUAGUUCUUUUAAUUUAUAUAGUUAUUAUUUUGUUUAAAGAAGAUUAUUUAAAAAAAGCUACUUCUACACUUUCACUCAAAACUAUUGUUUAGCUGUAUAGCUAGCUAAUGCCUGAAGCCCUUUGAAACAAGCAUUUUUUUAAUGAAAUGGAAGGGAACCCUCGCUGCUAAUGUUGGCAGAAAAGAAAACAAUGUUUAACUGAUUAUUCAAGUAGAAACAAAUAUUCUUUUGUAGAAACAUAUGCACAUUUGAUAUCAAAUACAGUGAGUCCCUGCAAGAACCUGUGGACAAAAGAAAUACUGAUUUUACUGUGUCAAAAUGAACAAUUUUGGUGUUGGAUGCUUUCUUUCUAAGAACCUUUUAAUUUAUGGUAAGUUAAAGACAAAAAGUUCAGAUUUUGAAGUUCAUGAGAUUAAUCUAGAAGGGAAUAUUGCUGGAGUUCAAGACAGCGAUCAUAAACAAAUAAAGAUAACAGAAACAACUGAAAACAAAAAUUGUGCCAAUAAUGCAACAUGUGUGAAAAGCAACAGUGAUGUGUCAGAAAGAAAACAAUGCUCUGAGCCAUCAGUUGAAUGCUGGGGCAACAUUUUAAAGGAUGGUAUGAAAAGCUUAUCAGAUGUAAUUGGAGAUGACAACUUAAAACUGCUGACGCAAAUGGGUAAACACAGUAUGGAUAAAACUUUGGAUUUAGGAAUUUUUAAUGAUAAAGUCAAAAGAACAAUUAUACAUCAAUGCAUUCGUUACAAUUUUCCGUUUUUGAUCACGCACACUGUAAAGAGUGAGAACGAGACAAAACUAACAUGUUGUGUUGAUGCAGUAUAUCAAAGAAUGAUUGAAGUUGGCUUCACAGAAACAAUGGCAAGUGAUUUGAUAAAAUUUGUAAACUGCCGUUCGCUUUGGUGCUUGGAAAAUUUGGACAAAGCCGGUUUAAAUAUUGAUGUUCAUACGUUCACUAGAGAGAAAAGAAAAGCCUUGCAUCACUUUAUAAACAAACAUUAUGGCAAACUAAUUGAGAGUAAAACUAUAUUAUUCAAUCACAGAACAGUAAUUUCUAUUCGUUUUAAAGAACGAAAAAAUUCUCAAUGUACUAAUGAAAGAAAAAGGAAAUGCAAUGAAGAUAUUGUUAUAGUUACGUUAUUUAAAAACAACAUUGAGCUCUUGACUGUGCUGCAAAAACUCGCUACACAACUUGGUGUGCAGCUAUCAAAUAUAAAGUAUGCAGGUAUCAAAGACAAGAAAGCUGUAACGUAUCAGUUUGUUUCAAUAGCUGGUGUUACUAAGCAAGUUAUUCAGGAUGUCAUCAAAGAACAGUUUGAUAAUUGGUACAUUUGCCAUCCCAAGGUUACGUCUUCUCACCUGCAACUGGGUGAUCUUCAAGGAAAUCGUUUUAAGAUUGUUAUUAGAAAUCUUAUUACAGAAACCACUUCACAAAGUAGUAACGGGGAAUAUCAAACACAACGACAGGCGCUGUAUUCAAUAAUUAACCAAUCUGUGAUGAACGUCAUUUCGGAAGGAUUUAUUAAUUAUUUCGGUGAACAAAGAUUCGGCUAUGAUCAGACUGCUGCACGUAUUGGAUUAGCUUUGUUGAGAGAGAAUUACAUGCAAGCUGUAGAUUUGCUUCUCAGUCCUAAGCCUUCAAGUGAAAGUGAAGAAGAUAACGUAGUCGAAGCGAGUAAGCGCUGUUUUGUCGACACUCACAAUGCUAAGGAGACUUUAAGAACAAUGCCCACGUAUAAAACGCGGGAACGGCUCGUUUUGCAAGCUUUAAAUAGAUACUCCUAUUCUGACGAGGGUUGCUUGAAAGCGUUUUUGAAUAUUCCCUACGCCAUGAGAUUGUUUUUUGUGCACAGUUAUUGUAGUUUGAUAUGGAAUAAAGUUAUAACUGAGCGCAUCCUUAAGCAUGGUUUUAAAAUAUUACCUGGAGAUUUUGUAAACAAAGAUGGAAAUAAUGUUAAGAUAAAUGCAGAUGAUAUUUACUUAAAAAGGUAUACGAUAUCCGACGUCGUUUUGCCAUUGCCGGGAUCCUCGAUUGCAUUUCCUGAAAACGCAACUAAUGAUAUUUAUCAUAAUCUUUUAAGCAUUGACAGGAUUGAUAAAACUUCUUUUAAGCUAAAGAAGUUAGGUUUUAACGUUCAAGGCAGUUACCGGAAUAUAAUUGUGAAACCGAGCAACUUAACUUGGGAGCUGCCACAUUCUUCUUCUAUGGAAGAUAAAUCGGAAGUUGGUUUGUUGUUGGAAUUUGAUUUGCCUUCUUCCAGUUACGCAACUAUGAUGAUUAGAGAAUUAAUGCAUAAUGGGUAGCCGCUAAAUGCAUGAUGUUUUCUUAUUUUGUUUUUGUUUUUUUGUUUUUUUUAAUCGCAGCUCUUUGCAUUAUAAGGUAAUUUUCACUUAAAAGCGUUUAAGCAAGAAGGAUAUUUCGCUUAUUAAUUUCAAGUCGUUCCAAAAAAUGCAAGAAAUUGCGUUAAUUUCAAACGAUAGAAAAGCCAACGAAAUUUUAAUUUUAUAGUGGUUUCAUUGGUCAAUAUUCUUUGAGAAAUUAUGACCCUUGUUAGCUGACUUUCUCUCGACACUAAGCUCUCACAAGCAGAAGAUUAUAUUUGCAUAAAUUAAUGCGAUAUCUUCUGGGAUGCUAAUUUUACAUAUUGUAUUUUUGUAUUUACAUGAUACGAAAAUGUAUAUUUUUCAAGAGAUUGUCGUUUAGUUAUCAAAACUGAAGCAAAUUUCUACAUUUACGAAAAAAAAUUCUUUCCGAUUACCAUUUAUUUUAUAAUUUCAUUUUGACAUAUCGAGCUGUUUUGCAUAAGUACUUGAUGUAUUUUACAUUUAAAUUAGACGUAUAUUUUGUGGCGUUUAUUAGAGCGUGUUUUGUACCAAAACUGUGCAGAAUUCUUUUUAAACCCAUUUUUUAGUUAACUACAGGGCAGUCAAUUAAAUUUGGUGUUACGUCAGGUCUGUUUUUAUGGUGACCUUCCCCCUCUGGCUAGCCCCCCAAAAGCCCGGCCAUGAAUUGGGCUAGCACCAAAUUUAACUUAAUUUUUUUUUCUUAAUUUAAUGUCUUUUUAACAUAAAGUAACAAAGAUUUAUUCUUCUGUAUAUGAGAAAUUUAAAACCGAGUAAAAUCAAGCUAUAGACCCAGGAUGUCUAACCAGACUUUGAUGACCUUAAAAUUAGAUUAGGUGACCUUAAAAAUCUUGAAUAUCCAUCAUUCUCUGGGAUCUUGUAUACUUUGCGAUCUUUUGUUCGAAACAUAUUCUCGCGCUGAAGUAGCCAUCGAGUUUAUUUCAAAUAGCGUAUGGCAAUUCAGAUAAAGCAAAUACUCUAAGGACAAAA
Hydractinia symbiolongicarpus is the source of this 3438-nucleotide messenger RNA. Its product is annotated as pseudouridylate synthase PUS7L-like. NCBI's taxonomy places the organism in Eukaryota, Metazoa, Cnidaria, Hydrozoa, Anthoathecata, Hydractiniidae. Gene Ontology annotation, molecular function: pseudouridine synthase activity; RNA binding. The record is from RefSeq and is a predicted model, not a curated record. The coding region runs from base 427 to 2409 and encodes 660 amino acids. The transcript is spliced from 2 exons. Gene Ontology annotation, biological process: pseudouridine synthesis.